Messenger RNA from Alternaria rosae, 629 nucleotides. RefSeq lists its product as uncharacterized. Lineage: Eukaryota; Fungi; Ascomycota; Dothideomycetes; Pleosporales; Pleosporaceae. The transcript is spliced from 2 exons. The coding region runs from base 288 to 602 and encodes 104 amino acids. The record is from RefSeq and is a predicted model, not a curated record.
ACGCGGGGUCAACGGCCAGACUACGGCGUCCGCAAAAAGCAAAUGUAAUUAGACCGUAGAUGUAGUAUGUACUACGUCUUGAACAAUACGCUGUGCAAAGCGUAGGGGAACCGACGUUGACGUUGACGUUUCGAAUGGCUCUCCGCCUACUCCGGAAUCCGACAGAUUACCUAGAUAUACCAACUUGACAACCUCAUAUAUAGUAUACACAGACUCGUAUAACAAGCUAAAUCACACAAUCCUCUACUACGACUACCAUCAAACCACCCAAUCCAAAAACCGUCAAGAUGCCCAAGAUCGUCCGCCUCACCAUGUUCAAGAUCCCCGACCAGGACACGGUCAAAGAGGCCAUCCAAAUGUACAACACCCUCGCUCAAGACGCGAAAAAGGACGGCAAGACGUACAUCCAGCUUGCACAAGCCAAUGCCACCUAUGACGACCCGCGUAGCAAGGGCUAUACGAUGCUGGCGCGUUGCAUAUUCGAGUCUAAGGACGACAUGGACUACUACGACAACCAGGAUGAGGCACAUGCUAAGAUCAAGGCGCACUUUAAGCCGAAGGUCAACGAGCCGCCGCUCGUCAUCUACUCGGAUAUGUCAUAGAGGGGCUGGGUUGUGGUUUGUUGAGCG